Porites evermanni is the source of this 3243-nucleotide messenger RNA. NCBI's taxonomy places the organism in Eukaryota, Metazoa, Cnidaria, Anthozoa, Scleractinia, Poritidae. The record is from the annotation of a GenBank genome assembly.
AUGACAUCGGAUGCCUCUCCGUUGUGUUGUUGUGAGUUCCAAAACCUUCAUGGCCAAAGAUCCCAUAUCCUUGCAUUUUGUUGUGAAUGUGAUGAGCUGGACAACGCAGUCGAUCAGUGCCUUAAAGGAAACAGAGUGCCAAGAGAGAAAGUGGCUGCAGUAUUCUCGGUUAUUUCCGAUCGCAUUCGCAUUCCUUGGUUUAAUGGUGCUCUCAAAAUAGAGCUCGGAAUCAUUGCUCCUGUUUUAGUUUUAAUUGUUACUCUUCACGUUGCAAGUUAUGGACUUGUUUUCACUGUUCUAGCAAUGGUCCACCUACCUGUAUUUAUUCUUAUAUAUACUUUCUCUGCGCUGAACCGACGAAAGAGGACUUGGUUCUUUGUAAGCUGGGUUUUAUCAUCUCUAAUUGGUAUUUUUUACCUAUAUCUUCUGAAUGUUGCUCCUUUCUAUUCUUAUACCAUCUCUGCAAUUAUUUCUGCCGGCUUUUGUGUUGUAUUACUACUAUACCUGCGUGUUAUCUUUUCAAGAAGGCUCCUUGCCUCUCAUUCCCUGAUUUCUAAAUCAUCAUCCCAGAAUGGUCCAAACCACAUGUCUUCAAGUCUGAAGGACCUAACGUGCUGUUUAUGUACUGAGGGGCCAUUCAUUAGAGCAAAACACUGCAGGUAGAGUACAAGCAGCACUAACUUACAUGGAAACCCUAGAGUCCACAAAUUAGUGUCCUUAAUAACGAGAUGCCAUAAUAGAGAGGGGAAUUGAUGACAUCGCAAAAAUUAUGGGGUUGGUUAGCAUAUCCAGAAAAAACAAGAUGAAAAAAUGGUCAUGUAGUAAAAAUCAGCCUCUUAGUGUAAAUUGCUGGGGAGAUAUAAGCAUUGUUAUGCUCUAGUGACUCCACAUGAAUACUCCCAUACUAGGCUUUGAUCAUAAGUGUUAUGAUCCAAGUCAAUUUUUGAAGGGUUUGUAUGGAAUCAUCGAAGCUUAACCAUGCUUAGAUCUCCCCACCAAUUUGCAUUGACAGGCUGAUUUUUGGCAAGAGGGCUUUUUCAUCUUGUUCUUUCUGAACAUGCCAACCAGUCCCAUAAUUUCACAAAUAUAAAAUAUGAAUUUUUGUGACGGCAAACUUCUUUACUCUAUAGCAGGAGUUUAUUUUGGUCAAACAUCUGUAAUUUACUUUUGCUCGAGAUUUAGCUACUGUCUGUAUUAUAGUGGUGCACACAAAAGCAAGUUGUCAGCAUGGUGAUAGUUGACUGUAAAAACCAUUACAGUGGAACCUUGAUAUAAUGAACGAUUUUCUCUACCCCAGUAGCAGGAAAAAAAUAUCAAAAAGAACCUCGACAUAACGAAACCUCAUUAUAACAAACAAAUUUUUCCAGUCCCUUGGCCCUUCGUUAUAUCAAGGUUCCACUGUAUUAUGUCCUACUUGUCAAAUUUACAUGGCAUCUCAGUUGGCCACUCAAGUUCACAUCUAUUUGACCUUACUACCUGUGUCCCAAGAUUGCUCACUGGUGUAAAAAACUAAACACACUUUCUUAUUCCCACUGAAGAAGAAAAACAGAUGAGUUUUCCAUGUCCUGAAACACCUACUGCCACAUAUGUGUCCAACUAUGCUUUAAGGUGGUAACUGCUAUGUGUUUUUUGUUUUUGUUUGGUUUGGAUUUUUUUUCCUGCUGAUCCUGACUAAGACCAUGGAACCUACAGCUAUAAAUGUGGCAAAAUAAUGAAUGAGUUGAAUGGUAGUUAUACCCUUAAUAAAAAUUAUUAAUACUUGACAGUGCAUAGUGUAAUGUGACUCUUGUCUUGAAUAGGAUUUGUGGCUACUGUGUUCCAAGAUCUGAUCAUCAUUGUGUCUGGUGAGUGAUAUUAUGUGAUUGAAAUAUUAUACAACUAUCCCCCGAAGGGGAGGUGAAUAGUGGGGGAUAUAUAGCGAGACACAAAACGUCAAGGUAUAUAUCUAGCGCUGUGAACCGACCCUGAGGGGGAUUUUUUUAGUUGUUUUACUAUUUACAAAUCAGUUGGAAAAAAUAAAAAAGUAACAUUUUGUAAAUAAAAAGAGACUCCUAUAAAGUCUGGGAGUGUUUUCUGGGAGUAUUGGGAGAAGAGAAAAUGUAAAUGAAAAACAACGAAAUGGAAGAAGAGAGCUUUUAGCUGUGAUUGGGAUCUUUGUGAUGAUAUAACAUGUGAUAUUCAAGAGGAGCUUUUGGGUAAAACUGUUUUAAAAAUCUUGUAUCAUUGCAGGACAAACUGCUGCAUUGGCCAACACAAUCACCGGGCAUUUCUCGGAGCCAUCUUCUUAUUUAUUGUCACUGGUCUCUGGGGUGUCUAUCUUUCCUUUUUCACUAUCUGUAAAUCUUUGAGUGGAAAGAUUCUCCAUUUGGAUUGUUCAGAUGUCUAUUCAGAUUCCAGGUAAGCUUCCUUGAAUAGUGCCAUUUUAGCCACCCAUACCUUAUUAGUGAUGAGAGUCUCUAGCUGCAUGCAUGCACAGGGCACAGUGAUAAUUUAACCUUGAUUUCAGUUAAAUAAAAUUUUGCGACAUGAAUUGGCCUUAUUUAUUGUAGAAUAUAUAUGAAAAUGACUAAUUGAAGCAAUAUUCAGUCUUGAUCAAAUUUGAUAAAGAAUUACCCAUACAUUGGAAGCUGCUACAUAAGAAAAUGAUAUUUUUUUAACUUAGGGGCUGUUUACAUAGAGGUAGAGGACCCUAGGUAGGUGAGGUAAACCACUUAGGCAGGGCUAAUUUCCCGCCUGUCAGUAUAAUCUCUCAUAUGGUCACCCCACCUUUCAUGUUAAGGUGAUGAAAUUAAAAUGAGAGAUUAUUUUGACAGGCAGGUUACCCCACCUAAACAGGUUACCUCACCUACCUGGGGUCCCCCACCUCCAUGUAAACAUGCCCUGAAUAGUUUAUGGUUUUUAGGAGAGGCCUACAGCUGACUUUAUGGUAUUCAUCUCUGUGUCUUAUAUUUGAAACACUGUAGCACAUUUUAACAUCCACUAUUCCUUUUCAGGUCUGCAGUUGUUUUUGUUGCAUGUUGGUACACGAUUCUGUUUAUUUUUGGAAUGAGUUCACUUCUGGUACAGCAGCUUCUGUUCAUCAGUUUCAACAUAACUGGUGAUGAAUGGAGAAGAUCUUUGAGAAAGAAGUCAUUUUGGGAAGUCCUGUGGACACAUCAAUAUAACAAGGGAUUCCUAAGAAACUGGAUAGUAUUUCUGUUCUCCAAAGAUAUUAGAGCUGGAAUUGCUGAAGAAGUGGUUUAG